UCUUCUCUUUUAAAGGGACAUACUAUUUCCUCAACAUCCACCAGGUCCAAUACAACGCCCAACAAAGUUAUCAUAUAAUGCGUCUACUGUGAAAAGUAAUUUUCUUACUAAUGGAAAAACAACACCAACAACUCCCGAUGUAUUAGAUCAAAUAAAAUGUAUAAUUGAUCAUCAAGAACCUCUAACAGAAAUGACACCAACAGUGGCUAGUUCUAAUGGUUUAGCGACACCUGGCAUUUGGUCUAAUUUUUCUCCCAGUGAAUGGCCAUCAAAAUAUCAAUCAUCUUGGCCAACAACAAAUAUCAAUAGUCCAUCCACACUUUUACCAACUCAAAUUCAAAAUCCAUUUAUUUCAGUUUCAUCAUCACUAUCAUCCGUCCAAUCACCGUUGAGUUUUCUACCAACAAUACCUACUUCACUAACAGACGAAGAUGAUUCAACAAAAUCAAAACUAUGGUCAAAUGAAUCAGUAUGGUCAGCGAACAUUUUACCUACGACUUCUACAACGACAACAACAAACUCUUCAACAUCAAAAUCAGCAUGGAUUGAUCUACUUUUACCAUCAUUAGAGUUUCAAAAUUCACAACAAACAACAAAUAAAAUUAGUUCGAAUGAAAAAGAAAAUAGCUCAUGGUUAAAAUUUUGGCAGUGUGUUCCCGAUACAAAUCAAACAGGAACUGAUGAGCAAGUUGGUGAAACGACCAAAAAUAAAGAUUUAUGGAGUCCAUUAGAAACGAUCAGUCUUAAUUUGUUAACGUCAGAUACAAUUUCAUCACUCGACACUGCUUGCUCUACGCUACCAUCUUCCAAUGAUAUUUGUCAAGAGCAUCAACAGCACGAUAUAUUAUGGCCAUCUGCUGCUGUUACGACUGUUGAUGAUGUAGUUGAAAAUGAUGGAUUUAAUGGAAACAAUGAAAAUGACAAUAAAGCAUCUAAAGAACGAAUUUCCUUACAAUCAAAAUGGGAUUUUGCUCGUUGA
Didymodactylos carnosus is the source of this 979-nucleotide messenger RNA. The record is from the annotation of a GenBank genome assembly. Lineage: Eukaryota; Metazoa; Rotifera; Eurotatoria; Philodinida; Philodinidae.